AAGAGCUUAGUGAUGGCGGUCGUGCGGCCUGUAGUUCUCGAAUGAAUUGUUAACAUAUAGAUCAGUGAUACUUCACCUGAUCAUUUCAGCGCAAUAUGUCUUCAAAUCCUUCUAAGCCAAGCCUCAAAAGACCCGCUGAGUCAGAAAUCAACGAUGAAAAAGAUGACAGCCUGGACAAGGCGGAAGAACGUUUUCGGAUAAAAACUCUGGAUGAAAUUCGACUAGAAAAACGAAGACGCCUUGAAAAAGAUGAUGCCUCCGGAGAGGAACGCAAUGGAUCACCAACUGACAAUUCGGGAACUGCUAGCCCAGUAGAUUCAGCCAGACGAGAUCGGAAGCCUUCCUCGAAACAAAGUUCUCCGACGGUUCAGGGAACAGAAAGCGAAGUCAUUUACCAGCUUAGUCCUGAGCAAACUAGUUUGUCUUCAGCAUCAUCACCAAGUAGAACUCCGAAAAAGUUGAAGCAACCCUCAUAUCAUGAUGGUGGAACCAGUGGGGUCCAGGUGAACAGGAGGAGGAAAACAGAAGAAGAAGAAGGUGAAAUUGUGAGUGACCCAUCUGAUUCUGAAAGUAGAAGGAGUGAGAGCAGAUCAAGAAGGUACUCAUCUAUUAGUAAUCCUGAGGUUGAAGAGAAACAUGAAGCUGCAGAACAAAGAGGUAAAGAUAUAACACAAGAAAAGAAGACAGAUGAAUCAAGUGAAGAAGAGGAUUCUGAUGAAGAAGAAAGUGAAGAAGACACUGAGACAGCAACUGCCACCAAGAGAGUUCAGCAAGGGAGGAAGGAAAUGGCAGAGGGGAAGAAAGAAAGCAGUGUCUCUGAAUCUGGAAGUGAUAGUGAAGAGAGUAGUAGUGAUGAUGACGACGAUGAUGGAGAUGAGAAGAUGGAGGAAGCAGUUUCUAAGAGUGAGCACAAGGAAAGCAAAGCAAAGCAGUUGAGGGAACCUGAGUUAAAGAAAAGUGCACCAAAAGAGAUGGUUUUGAAGAAAAAUAAUGAUGAUGAUGAGGGUGAUGAAAGUUCUAGCGAAGAAGAGGACAGCAGUGAGGAGGAAAGUGAGGAAGAGGAAAGUGAAGAAGAUGAAAGUGAGAGUGACAGUUCAGAAGAAAGUGAACAAGAAGAAGUAAACAAAGAAGUUGUGGAAAAGACUGAAACCAUGAAGACAGAGGAGUUUGAAACAGAAGAUCUUCAUAAGGAAUUGCAACAGCUUAAACGUCAAAGACCAGGUGAUGAGAGACAUAGACAUAAACUGAAAACAGAGAGACAUCAUUAUGAAGAAAGAGAACACAGAGGAAAGGGACAAGGCUCCUCUGAUGUGAGGAGUGAUAAAGAAAGGGUCAGGGAGAAGGGAAAAGGCCAAGGAAAGUAUCAAGGUGAUACAGAAAGUCGACACUCACAAAGCAAAAGUAAAGGAAGAUCUUACGAGAAGGGAAGAUCUGAUCAGGUUGCAGUGGAUCUUAAACAUAAAGAAAGUCGCGAUAAGCACAGAUCAUACCCAAAGGAUAGCACUAAGCUGAAAUCAGAGAGACCAGAUGCAAGAGAAAAACAGUCUAAGAUGGAUGUGGAGAGAAGAAAAAAAGACAGAUCACGCAAGGACUCAGAGAAGCGUGUCAGGUCUUCUACUGAGGACUCUUCGAACCGUGAAACAAAAGGCAAAGAUAGGAAAAACUACAGUGGCAGCAAAAGGAGUAGUUCUGCUUCAGAGAAGAGUAACAAGGAAAGUAAAGAUGUUGAAGAAGAUGUUCCCCAAAAUGAACCAAAGAAAGAGGAAGGAAAGUCACUAAUCCUGACAGAUCGUGAAAGGAGACAGUUCACUAACGAAGUUGUUGACAUAGAAAGUGAGGGUAGCAGUGUGGAAGAUGAAAAACAAGGUGUUCCCUCAGAUGUUGAAAUGAAGCUUUCUGAUGGUGAACAAGAAGAUGACGAGGAAGAGGAAAAAACCAAACUCCCUCCAUACUAUCCAGCUGUUCGUGGCUGUAGGAAUGUGGAAGAGUUUCAGUGGUUGAAUAGAAUUGAAGAGGGAACAUAUGGGGUUGUAUACAGAGCUAAAGACAAAAGAACAGGUGAUAUAGUUGCUUUGAAGAAAUUGAAGAUGGAAAGAGAGAAGGAAGGAUUUCCAAUCACAUCUUUACGGGAAAUCAACACUCUUUUGAAAGCACAGCAUCCGAACAUUGUCACAGUUAGAGAAAUUGUUGUAGGCAGCAAUAUGGACAAGAUAUACAUUGUAAUGGACUAUGUUGAACAUGAUCUAAAAGUUCUUAUGGAGCACAUGACACAGGGGUUCAGAAUAGGUGAAAUCAAAACUCUUAUGAUUCAACUUCUACGGGCUGUGGCUCAUCUCCAUGACAACUGGAUACUGCACAGGGAUCUAAAAGCCUCUAACUUACUGCUCAGUAAUAAGGGAAUCUUAAAGGUUGGUGAUUUUGGACUUGCAAGGGAGUAUGGUUCUCCACUGAAAAACUACACUCCUGUCGUGGUGACUCUGUGGUACAGAGCCCCUGAACUCUUGUUAGGCACCAAGGAGUACUCCACCCCCAUAGAUCUUUGGUCCGUUGGUUGUAUAUUUGCAGAGUUAUUGACCAUGAAGCCAUUGUUUCCUGGCAAAUCUGAGAUAGACCAGAUCAACAGAAUAUUUAAAGAGCUUGGCACACCAAGUGACAAAAUUUGGCCAGGUCCUCCAUCGUAUUCAGAGCUUCCAGCAGUACAGAAGAUGACCUUCACUGACUAUCCUUACAACAAUUUGAGAAACAGGUUUGGAGCUUACCUCACAGACAAAGGCUUUGAUUUGUUAAACAGGUUCUUGACAUAUGAUCCAGGCAAAAAGAAAAGAAUUACAGCUGAGGAUGCUUUGAAGCAUGCAUAUUUCUCCGAAUCUCCCCAACCUGUGGACCCCUCCAUGUUUCCAACAUGGCCAGCUAAGAGUGAAAUGGCAAAAAGGCCCAAGAGAAAAGAUGUAGAACACAGUCCCAAAGCCCCUGAGGGAGGGGCUAUGUUUGCCAAGCUGGCAGAUGAGGGUGACAGUGGCAGUGGCAGCUUGGGAUUCCGCAUGCCAACUUCCCAGAAGGGAUCUGCAGCAGUUGCUGGAUUCACUCUCAAGUUUUAGUCGCCUUACAUUGUAUCUGUUUCCAGUUGACAUAAAAACCUAACAGUGUUUGUACA
Messenger RNA from Pocillopora verrucosa, 3154 nucleotides. Its product is annotated as cyclin-dependent kinase 11A. The record is from RefSeq and is a predicted model, not a curated record. Gene Ontology annotation, cellular component: nucleus. Gene Ontology annotation, biological process: regulation of mitotic cell cycle; protein phosphorylation. Gene Ontology annotation, molecular function: ATP binding; protein serine/threonine kinase activity. NCBI's taxonomy places the organism in Eukaryota, Metazoa, Cnidaria, Anthozoa, Scleractinia, Pocilloporidae.